AUGAGUGAAGGCACCCUGCUGCCCCCCUUCGUACUGCCCGUGCUGCUGUUGCUGCUCUGGGGCCUGGACCCCGGCUCAGCUGGCGGCGACGCAGUGGCCGACGUAGAGGUAGUACUCCCGCGGCGGGUGCGCCCAGACGAAGUGCACCUGCUGUCGCUGCCUGGCGCCGAGGGCCCCCGGCGGAGGCGAAGACCCCGCGCACCCCUGGGCGCCCCCCGCGCCCGGCCUGGCGAGCACGCGCUGCUGUUGCACUUGCCGGCCUUUGGGCGUGACCUGUACCUACAGCUGCGCCGAGACUUGCGCUUCCUUUCCCGCGGCUUCGAGAUGGAGGAUGGAGGGCGCCGCGGCCGGCCAGCGGAACUGUGCUUCUACUCGGGCCGGGUGUUGGGCCACCCUGGGUCCUUGGCCUCGCUCAGCGCAUGCGGCUCCGGCGGCUUGGUUGGCCUUAUUCAGCUUGGGCAGGAGCAGGUGCUAAUCCAGCCACUCAAUACAUCCCAGGACCCUUUCAGUGGAAAGCAUCUUGCCAGGCGGAAAUGGACACCUAACCCCUCUACGAAGGUGAAGGUCCUUGGACAGCGCUGCAAGGUCUUGACAGAAAAUAAGAAGUCAAGGAGGAACAGACUCUCGUGGAGCUGGCGGGAGAGGAGGAAUGCCAUUCAGCUUACCCAGGAGUACACAGUGGAGACCCUGGUUGUGGCAGAUGCCAACAUGGUUCAGUACCACGGGGCAGAAGCUGCUCAGAGGUUCAUCCUCACCGUCAUGAACAUGGUAUACAAUAUGUUUCAGCACCAGAGCCUUGGAGUUAAAGUUAACAUUCAAGUUACCAAGCUUGUCCUUCUCCAACAACGUCCAACCAGCUUGUCCAUUGGACACCAUGGCGAAAAGUCCCUGAAGAGCUUCUGUCAUUGGCAGAAUGAAGAAUAUGGUGGAGCUCGAUAUCUUGGCAACAAUCAGGUUCCAGGAGCAAAAGAUGAUAUGCCCUCUGUGGAUGCUGCUGUCUUUGUGACCAGGACUGAUUUCUGUGUUCAUAAAGAUGAGCCAUGCGACACUGUUGGAAUUGCUUACUUAGGAGGUGUGUGCAGUGCAAAGCGGAAGUGUGUGCUAGCUGAAGACAAUGGCCUCAAUUUGGCCUUUACCAUUGCUCAUGAACUGGGCCACAACUUGGGGAUGAACCAUGAUGAUGACCACUCUUCCUGUGCUGGGAAGUCCCACAUCAUGUCGGGAGAGUGGGUGAAAGGCAGGAAUCCCAGUGACCUUUCCUGGUCUUCCUGCAGUCGAGAUGACCUUGAAAACUUUCUCAAGUCAAAAUCAAGCACCUGUUUGCUAGUAUCAGACCCCAGGAAACAGCACACAGUGCGCCUUCCUCACAAGCUUCCAGGCAUGCACUAUAGUGCCAGUGAGCAGUGCCAGAUCCUGUUUGGCACCAAUGCCACGUUCUGCAGAAACAUGGAGCAUCUGAUGUGUGCCGGUCUGUGGUGCCUGGUUGAAGGUGAUUCAUCCUGCAAGACCAAGCUGGACCCUCCCCUGGAUGGUACUGAGUGCGGUGCAAACAAGUGGUGCCGAGCUGGGGAGUGUGUUGGCAAAACACCCAUCCCAGAGCAUGUAGAUGGAGACUGGAGCCCUUGGAGUGUCUGGAGCAUGUGCAGCCGAACAUGUGGCACUGGAGCCCGCUUCCGGCAGAGGAAAUGCGACAAUCCCCCCCCUGGACCUGGAGGCACACACUGCCCGGGAGCCAGCGUGGAGCACACAGCCUGCGAGAACCUGCCCUGCCCCAAGGGCUUGCCCAGCUUCCGAGACCAGCAGUGCCAGACCCAUGACCGGCUGAGCACCAAGAGGAAGGGCCUGCUGACCGCAGUAGUGGUGGAUGAUAAGCCCUGUGAACUCUACUGCUCACCCCUUGGGAAGGAGUCCCCGCUGCUGGUGGCCGAAAGGGUCUUAGAUGGCACUCCCUGUGGGCCCUACGAGAUGGACCUCUGCGUGCAUGGCAGGUGCCAGAAAAUUGGCUGUGAUGGCAUCAUUGGGUCAGCUGCCAAGGAAGACCGAUGUGGGGUCUGCAACGGGGACGGAAAGACCUGCCGAGUGGUCAAGGGGGACUUUAACCACACUCAGGGCUCUGGUUAUAUUGAAGCGGUUGUCAUUCCUGCUGGAGCUCGGAGGAUCCGUGUGGUGGAAGAUAGACCAGCCCACAGUUUUCUGGCUCUUAAAGACUCCAGUAAGAGGUCUAUCAACAGUGAUUGGAAGAUCGAACUCCCUGGAGAAUUCCAGAUUGCCGGAACCACUGUCCACUAUGUUAGAAGGGGACUGUGGGAGAAAAUUUCUGCAAAGGGACCAACUAAAAUGCCACUGCAUCUUAUGGUGUUGUUAUUUCAUGACCAGAAUUAUGGAAUUCAUUACGAAUACACAGUUCCUGUAAACUACUCUCAAGAAAAUCAGAGCAAACCAGAAAAGCCACAGGAUUUGCUGUUCAUCUGGACACACAGUGGCUGGGAAGGGUGCAGCAUGCAGUGUGGAGGAGGGGAACGUAGAACCAUUGUGUCUUGUACACAAAUUGUUAACAAGACCAUGACCCUGGUGAAUGACAGUGACUGCCCACCAGCAAGCCGCCCAGAGCCCCAGAUCCGGAAGUGUAACUCACACCCAUGCCAGUCACGGUGGACAGCAGGGCCGUGGAGUCCCUGCUCAGCAACAUGUGAGAAGGGCAUCCAGCACCGAGAGGUAACUUGCAUGUACCAGUUGCAGAAUGGUACUCACAUCGCCACACAGCCCCUCUACUGCCCAAGUCUCCGACCAACUCCUGUGCAGAGCUGUGAAGGCCAGGACUGCCUGUCUAUAUGGGAGGCAUCAGAGUGGUCACAGUGUUCUGCUGAUUGUGGUAAAGGGAUGAAAAACCGAACUGUGACGUGUACCAACUCACAAGGAAAGUGUGAUACAGCCAGGAGACCAAAAACCGAGGAGGCAUGUGAGAAUUAUUCUGGCUGCUAUGAGUGGAAAACAGGGGACUGGUCUAAGUGUUCUUCAACCUGUGGGAAGGGCCUGCAGUCUCGUGUGGUGCAAUGCAUGCACAAGGUCACCGGACGCCAUGGCAAUGAGUGUCCCACCCUCUCCAAGCCUGCGACCUAUAGACAGUGCCACCAGGAGGCAUGCAAUGAUCGGAUCAAUGUGAACACCAUCACCUCCCCACGGCUGGCUGCACUGACCUACAAAUGCACACGUGACCAGUGGACAGUGUACUGUCGAGUCAUCCGGGAGAAGAACCUUUGCCAGGAUAUGAGGUGGUACCAACGCUGCUGCCAGACAUGCAGGGACUUCUAUGCCAGCAGGAUGCAUUCACCACAGCAGCCACAGCCCAGCUUAUAUGUGUGA
Elephantulus edwardii (Cape elephant shrew) is the source of this 3363-nucleotide messenger RNA. It is a transcript of the gene ADAMTS17, whose product is annotated as ADAM metallopeptidase with thrombospondin type 1 motif, 17. Gene Ontology annotation, cellular component: extracellular matrix. The coding region runs from base 1 to 3363 and encodes 1120 amino acids. The record is from RefSeq and is a predicted model, not a curated record. Lineage: Eukaryota; Metazoa; Chordata; Mammalia; Macroscelidea; Macroscelididae. The transcript is spliced from 23 exons. Gene Ontology annotation, biological process: extracellular matrix organization; proteolysis. Gene Ontology annotation, molecular function: metalloendopeptidase activity.